GCUCGCAGCCCCAUGUCCGCGCUCCCCGCCGGCGCCGACAUCAAGCGGGCUCUGGACAACAGCCCCGAGACCAACAUCGAGGAUGAGCUGCCCGACGGGCCGCCGCAGCCGCGGCCCAAGGGCUACCUGCUCCUCAGCAUCCUCGCCUGCUUCUGUCCCGCCUAUCCCGUCAACAUCGUCGCCUUCGUGUUCGCCGUCAUGGCUCUGAACAGUUACAACCAAGGGGACAUAGAAGGCUCCAAGAGGCUGGGUCGCAACGCGCUCUGGGUGGCCGUGGCCUCCAUCAUCAUCGGCCUCGUCAUCAUCGGCAUCUACUGCGUGGUUCACUUCACUACGCAUGCUAUCUGAAGACCAGGACUGCACUUGGAUGAUGUCAACAUGUAAACCUCUGGAGGGGGAAAAAGAAGAGAUGGAAACCAUUCCAGACUGUUGGCUCUGACCCUACAAGUCUGCAGAGGCAUGUUGCUGGUGAAUGAACUGAUAGCCCAGUUAGUUAAUCAGCAUGGCGUGACCAGGUUUUCAAAAUUAUUUAUUUAUAAGACAUCUCAGUAUAAAAAAGCAUUUUCUCUUUCACCCUAAUGUGUAAUGAGAUCUUGCCCUAAAAAAAAAAUCCCUUUUCUUUGUCAUUUCCAUGGAAUGUAUGCUGGAUCUGUGAUGUUCCCUGGCUGACCCCAGCCAGACAAAUCCAAUGUAUCCAGACUGUUUAUGGUGCACAGUGUAAGAUCUGAUGCACAGCCCACUGAAGCUAGUAGGAGAACUCCUGUUACUUCUGGCAGAUUUUGGAUCAGGCCAUUAAGGAUUUUUUCAUUACUCUAAAAUAGUCUCAACAUGACACAACUGUACCCAUGGGUUUGUGAUUUUAUCCUGCUCUGUGAUUUUAUAAUGCCGUGGGCGCACUCUGACUCAGCAGCUGCUUUCUUUUGUCAUCCUCAGCUUUUAGAACUUUACCUUGAAUUUUUAACCACCUGGGACCGAUUUCAAUCACUUGAUUAUUAAGAGAGACUCUUCUUCCAUAGCAUCCAUGUUUUUCUUAACGAUUUACUUUUGUUUGGUUGUCUUUCAUUGUUGCACUCCCUUGGCUUAGCUCCAGUCCUGCAUUAAAUUUGCACUGAUCAUAUUAUUUUCCUUUUUAAACUUCCCAUAUGUAAAAAGUUCCUAUUUUUUUUUAUCUGACAAAAGAUCCUCGUUUUAAACAGAUGUCCUUCAUCCCUUUUUUGUGCUUUCAGCAAGGCAUGUAGUUUCAUUGUGUUCUGCUUUGUUCAUGUUUUGUUUAGUUCAUCCUCUCACCUCUAUGACUGGUUUGUGUAUCAUUGCACUUAGAGAUGGACAGACAGACUUUUGCACCUCUGCCUAGUUACAGACACUCCCUGAUCCUCAGACACUACUCAGCGAGCAGCCUCAGGUUUCAGAAUUGAUUGCCUCUAAAUUACUGCAGUUUCUUGAUACCUUGGGGAAAUUUAGCAUGGGACAGCUGUUUUUAUUAGCUGGAAACUGUUUCACAGAACACAAUUGUUUUGUCACACAAAUAUUCCAUGUUAAAAGGAGUAAGCUCUGGUGAGCAUUAAGUCAUGGCUGCAUCCUCAGCAGUUGCUGCUCUGUUUGCUUCAUUACCACAUCUUCAAGCGAGCUGUGCCAACUCCCACUCCCUCUCCCUGCACCAACAUCGAGCUGGAGCGACUGCCCAGAAAUCCAGGGAGUUCUGCAGGUGCAGGUGAGAGAAGAAUCAUCUGUCAGGAGUUCAACAACCUAUUAAAAACAAAAUAUCUUCCCAGCAACCUUUACCUGUUAAAGCAUAUGCCUGGAAGUAGCAUGUAUUUUUUGUGCCUUGAUAUUAUAUUUUCAAUGUGCUUUUCCCCUUCCUUUCCUGCCAAAUUCUGUUUUUCAUUGAAGUCAGUGAAGCAUCACCUCUCCUUAAUUACUGCAGUAUUAAACUUCACAAGCACUGGUGAAGUCAGCUGAUUUAUUAAACAUUUACACUGAUCAGAUUUGUCCACAUGGGAAUCUUGCCACUGAUUUUGAUGAUCCCAAGAACUGGCUGUUUUGUGAACUCCUCUUUGGUUUUUGAAUACUAUUUUAAUGGUCUGAUAUGUCUUGUGGGACUUUUAGUAGCUUGCCUUAUUAUCAGAUAUGAUAGAAAUGUCAUUUA
Molecule: messenger RNA, 2146 nt
Organism: Catharus ustulatus (Swainson's thrush)
Lineage: Eukaryota; Metazoa; Chordata; Aves; Passeriformes; Turdidae
Gene: TMEM233
Product: transmembrane protein 233
Exons: 3
Coding region: 13-348 (111 amino acids)
Cellular component (GO): membrane
Source: RefSeq, a predicted model, not a curated record